UUUGGUUUCUGUUCAAGUUGCAUAAUAUUAUCUUUUAUUUGCACUUAGUAUGAGGUUUAAUUAAUUAAUGUGAUUUAAUUAACCUGUUGUUUCUAAGAAUUCAGCAGUUUUACUCGAUAUCUUAGAUUCUUUUUACACCAGCAUUUACAUAGCUUUCCUUAACUAACUUAAAAUGAAACUUUCCAUAAUUGUGGCUCUUGUCAAUACCACUCAUGGCAUUGGUUAUCAAGGAAACAUCCCAUGGAGGUUAAAAAAGGAAAUGGCAUAUUUUGCAAAAAUGACCACUUUAGUAAAAAAGAGUGGAAAACAAAAUGCUGUUAUAAUGGGAAGAAAAACUUGGGAAUCAAUUCCUGGAAAAUUCAGACCUCUCAAAGGAAGGAUUAACAUUGUUCUAUCCCGUUCACAAAGUGGGGAGUAUCCUGAAGAUGUAGUGGUUUGCCGAACCUUUCCAGAAGCACUACAAGCCUUGAAAAAGCCUCCCUUGGUUGAUUCGAUUGAGAAUGUUUGGGUGAUUGGGGGAAGUUCUGUUUACCAGGAGGCCAUGGAGAGCAGUGCUUGCCACAGAUUAUAUGUCACUAGGAUAAAAAAAGAGUUUGAGUGUGACACCUUCUUCCCUAAAAUUCCAGUAGAGUUUGUCGAAGUAAAGGACGAAAAUGUACCUUCAGAACCACAAGAAGAAGAUGGGAUUUCAUAUGAAUACAAAGUUUAUGAAAAAAGGCCAUCAACACCUGCAUAGAUUCCUGUCCAAAUAUACCUUAUAGUUUUGUCCAUGUUGAAUAAAUUAUACUUAAUACCCUUUUAUAAUUUUGGCUGUUUGUAAUUUAUCAGAUUUUGUUUGUGAUUUAUUAUUUACUGGGA
Macrosteles quadrilineatus (aster leafhopper) is the source of this 858-nucleotide messenger RNA. Its product is annotated as dihydrofolate reductase-like. Gene Ontology annotation, biological process: tetrahydrofolate biosynthetic process; dihydrofolate metabolic process; folic acid metabolic process. Bases 173 to 736 code for a protein of 187 amino acids. The record is from RefSeq and is a predicted model, not a curated record. Gene Ontology annotation, cellular component: mitochondrion. Lineage: Eukaryota; Metazoa; Arthropoda; Insecta; Hemiptera; Cicadellidae. Gene Ontology annotation, molecular function: NADP binding; dihydrofolate reductase activity. The transcript is spliced from 5 exons.